Messenger RNA from Arabidopsis lyrata subsp. lyrata, 1686 nucleotides. Its product is annotated as F-box only protein 8. Lineage: Eukaryota; Viridiplantae; Streptophyta; Magnoliopsida; Brassicales; Brassicaceae. Gene Ontology annotation, molecular function: protein binding. The record is from RefSeq and is a predicted model, not a curated record. The coding region runs from base 141 to 1427 and encodes 428 amino acids. The transcript has a single exon.
UCAUAACUCUUGAACCCCUAAAUCGUGACUUCUCCCUCAAGGAAACUUUUUAAUGGUGUUUUGCUAUUAAAAAAGAGGAAAAUUGAUGAAAAUUUGGUGUGGUUUUCUUGUAGGAUAUUAGUUUGUGUGUUGGACGCAAUAUGGGUUUGUCUUUUAUUCUUGCACUCAAUGUACAACAGGAGAGAAUGACGAGGAUGAGAAGAAAAAGAAGAAGACGACAUCACAGAGAGAUUCAUGUGGAUGUCGAGGAUUUAAAAACUUGGGUCGCACCAGAGAUUCCUCUGGAUCUCCUGAUCGAGAUUCUGACGAGAUUGCCUGCGAAAUCUGUGUUGAGAUUCAAGUGUGUCUCAAACUUUUGGUCAUCUCUUUUCUCCUCGAGAUAUUUUCGCAAUCGUUUCCUUAUGGUCUCAUCUCAACGUCAUUCUCGUCUUUACAUGUCUUUUAUGGACCUUUACAACGAUUCUAAGUCUAUGCUUCUAUCAUCCGCUCCAAUAAGCAGCACAUUUCCAUCCUCCUUAGUAUUCGACCAAGAUCUUACCAUCCGCAAGAUGGGAGGGUUCAUAUUGCGCGUUCUCCGUGGCUUCAUCUGCUUCACAGUUGACUCUAAGCCGCAUAUCUAUAACCCCACCACCAGACAACUUGUAAUCUUACCUGCCAUGGAAGAAUCUGUUAUCAUAGCUGAAGAAGAAGAAGAUAAUUAUGAAAUAUUCUUCUUUAUGGGCCACGACCAUGUUAAAGAUCAGCUCAAACUACUUUGCACAAUUACGACAAUGUCAAACGAUAUGCAAAAGAUAGAAUCAGAGCUUUGGGUCUUUGUACUAGAAGCUGGCGGUUCGUGGAAAAGGGUUGCAAAGGAGUUUCCUCCUCAUCUUCCUAGUCCAUAUGAACUGAAUAUGAAUGGAGUUUUAUAUUACUUGGCUUGGACUGAUAUGCAUACUUGUGUGCUUGUGAGUUUCGACUUCAGGUCGGAAGAAUUCAAUAUGAUUCAAGUACCUCGCAAGGCCGGUGAUAAGAUCCUACCUAGACUUAAGAAGUGGUUGACUCAAAUAGAUUAUGCUGGAAAAGUAGCUGUGUUUGACAUGACUUAUCUCAAAGUGAGGGGUACGGUGGAUCUAUGGGUAGUGCAAGAUUGGAGGAAUAAGGAAUGGUUGAGGAAGACUCUGGUUUUGCAGCCUUCUCAGCUUCAUCCAAUCUUUGACAAUCAUAGAUUACUAGCAAAAGGAACUCUAAAAGGCAAGGUUAUCUUGGUACCGCGAUAUUUGGUUUCUCCCUUUUACUUUCUUUGUUACGAUCUGCAACUCAAUGAUUUGAAAAAGGUUGAAAUCAAAGGAAUACCUGAUCGCUGGUUUAGUAAGCCUAACACGGACAUAUAUUGUGACAUUGAGUUUAUGAAUCCGAGUGAGAGCAUCGAGUACCUUGAAACUUGAAAUCGUUUCUACUUCUUGUAUCAUUCAAAGUAUUCUCGUUUCUACUCUUUUUGUUGGUUUAGGGAAUACUAUUAUCGUUUUUUUUUUUUUAUAAUUUAAACUUAUUCAGCUCAGGUGUUUCUUGUUUGGUCUUUUGUGGUUAUUAUUGGCUAGAGAUUGGUUUUUCGUAGUUAUUACUGGCAGAGAAUAUGUACACACCAAUAUUGAAUCAUUUUGCAGCUAUGAUCUGAAUCAAGUAUUAGAGUGACCGUUGAUGGGA